Molecule: messenger RNA, 1132 nt
Organism: Eptesicus fuscus (big brown bat)
Lineage: Eukaryota; Metazoa; Chordata; Mammalia; Chiroptera; Vespertilionidae
Gene: MRPS35
Product: mitochondrial ribosomal protein S35
Exons: 8
Coding region: 55-1032 (325 amino acids)
Biological process (GO): mitochondrial translation
Cellular component (GO): mitochondrial small ribosomal subunit
Molecular function (GO): structural constituent of ribosome
Source: RefSeq, a predicted model, not a curated record
UGCCCCCAAGAGCGGGAUCGCGCUUGUCCUGCCCGGCUUGCCGUCUUCGCAGCCAUGGCGGCCGCGUCGCUCCCCGCGUGGCUGUGCCUGCAGCCGGGGGCCAGGACCCUGCGUGCCUUCUCCACCGCAGUGUCUCCGACCACUCUCCCCAGGAAUGCAAGCCCGCGUACAGCAGAAAGAACAUCCAGGUUGGAAAGGCCACCAAGAAGAAAGGCACUACCUCCUAGGACAGAGAAAAUGGCUGUUGACCAGGACUGGCCUAGUGUCUACCCUGUUGCAGCACCAUUUAAGCCCUCUGCAGUACCUCUUCCUGUUCGAAUGGGUUACCCAGUAAAAAUGGGGGUGCCCAUGGCAAAGGAGGGAAAUCUAGAACUUUUAAAGAUCCCCAAUUUUUUGCAUUUGACUCCUGUAGCAAUUAAAAAGCAUUGUGAAGCUCUUAAAGAUUUCUGCACUGAGUGGCCAGCUGCACUAGACAGUGAUGAAAAAUGUGAGAAGCAUUUUCCAAUUGAAAUUGACACAGCUGAUUAUGUUUCAGCAGGACCAUCUGUUCGAAACCCCAAAGCACGAGUAGUAACCUUAAGGGUUAAACUUUCCAGUUUGAAUUUAGAUGAUCAUGCAAAGAAGAAACUUAUUAAACUUGUAGGAGAGCGAUACUGCAAGACCACAGAUGUGCUUACCAUCAAAACAGAUAGGUGCCCUUUAAAGAGGCAGAAUUAUGAUUAUGCAAUGUAUCUGCUAACAGUUUUAUACCAUGAGUCUUGGAAAACUGAGGACUGGGAGAAAAGUAAGACCGAAGAAGACAUGGAAGAGUACAUAUGGACAAAUAGCUCCUCAGAAAAAAAUAUCCUGGAAACACUUCUCCAAAUUAAAGCCACAGAGAAAAACCUGGAAGUCACUAAAGAAGAGCUCCUUGGCACUAAAGAGAUUGAAGAUUACAAAAAGUGCGUUGUUAGUCUUAAGAAUGAAGGGGACAGUGAAAAUACUCUUUCUCAGUACAAAGAUUCAGUGAAGAGACUAUUAAAUUUGACGUGAAUUAUGUAGAAAAAUAUGCUUGGUUUAUUUUAUGAUCUAUAUGUAAUUAUGUAAUUUGAUAUAAAGUUGAAAAUGUUAAAAAAUAUUGUUUUAAAAAAUA